GAGGUGGCGCGGCCGGGCUCAGCUGCGGGGCGCAGGCGGCUAAGAGGCCUGCGGCGGCUGGGAGCGGCUGGGACGGGAGCGGGCGCUGGAGCCGAGCCGAGCCGGAACGGACGGCGCAGGCCGGCGCGGCGAGCAGCAACCAUGUCGGUGUUUGGAAAGCUGUUUGGGGCGGGAGGGGGUAAGGCUGGCAAGGGCGGCCCGACCCCCCAGGAGGCCAUCCAGCGGCUGCGGGACACGGAGGAGAUGCUAAGUAAGAAACAAGAAUUCCUGGAAAAGAAGAUCGAGCAGGAGCUGACGGCUGCCAAGAAGCACGGCACCAAAAACAAGCGCGCGGCCCUCCAGGCACUGAAGCGCAAGAAGAGGUAUGAGAAGCAGCUGGCGCAGAUUGAUGGCACGCUGUCCACCAUCGAGUUCCAGCGAGAGGCUUUGGAGAACGCCAACACCAACACCGAGGUGCUCAAGAACAUGGGCUAUGCCGCCAAGGCUAUGAAAGCUGCCCACGACAACAUGGACAUCGAUAAAGUUGAUGAGUUAAUGCAGGACAUUGCUGACCAGCAAGAACUUGCAGAGGAGAUUUCAACAGCUAUUUCAAAACCUGUAGGGUUCGGAGAAGAGUUUGAUGAGGAUGAGCUCAUGGCAGAAUUAGAAGAACUAGAACAAGAGGAACUAGAUAAGAAUUUGCUGGAAAUCAGUGGACCUGAAACAGUCCCUCUACCAAAUGUUCCCUCUAUAGCUCUACCAUCAAAACCCACCAAGAAGAAGGAAGAGGAAGACGAAGACAUGAAGGAAUUGGAGACCUGGGCCGGAACCAUUUAAUUAACUGGAACCAGUUAAUUAACUGGGCCAGUGCAAGCUGAGCCCAGACAGACUCUGGCGGCCUGCAGGUGGGCAGGCGUGUGCGUGUGCAGGGAAGGCAGGACGUGGUGCAGGCAGGUUCCAUCGCUCUCGACUCUCCCUCCAAAGCAGUAGGGCCACAUCACUGCUCACUCUGCAUAGCAUGGUCUGCACCCAGCAG
Messenger RNA from Pteronotus mesoamericanus, 1015 nucleotides. RefSeq names its product charged multivesicular body protein 4B (gene CHMP4B). Gene Ontology annotation, biological process: vesicle budding from membrane; late endosome to vacuole transport via multivesicular body sorting pathway. The transcript has 5 exons. Gene Ontology annotation, cellular component: multivesicular body; cytoplasmic side of plasma membrane; ESCRT III complex. Lineage: Eukaryota; Metazoa; Chordata; Mammalia; Chiroptera; Mormoopidae. The coding region runs from base 142 to 816 and encodes 224 amino acids. The record is from RefSeq and is a predicted model, not a curated record.